AUGAUCCUUCUCAUCGUCAUCCUCCAUUUCAUCAUUAUCAUCGAAUGCUCGUAUUGUCCCAUCAAACAUAUUCAUUCUUCCACACCAACUACAGGAUUCAUCGAAUCCCCUGGCCACCCAUCGGCCUACUCCGCCCCACUGGACUGCGUCUUCAAUAUCACAACAGCCGCCUCUAACGUCAUCCAACUAUCAUUUGUGACAUUUGACUUGGCUUCCAAGAAUCAAUUGAGUGAUCAGUGUCUGGAUAGUUAUCUUCUAGUGGUUGUAGUCGAUAGACACGGAAGACAACAUGUUGGAGACCGUCUGUGUGGAAAUGCAGUACCCUCAUCGAUCAAUACAAUGCAGUCAUGGAUGCAAGUACAGUUUGUCACCACCGCCGCGAAUAACAAGCAUCGAGGAUUUAGGAUUCAGUAUCGUAUUCUUUCCGAGGCAGCCAUCCAGGAGCCGCUAUCAAUCCUAGGAGAGCCAAUGUUCAGUGGGUGUGGUGGACACUCGACACCAGGACAACUGUCGGGCGAGAUUCUAUCCCCCGGCUAUCCAUCAACAUAUCCAAAAAACUCGACGUGUAACUGGUUGAUUCGUGUGGAGGCCCGUCAGAGGAUCUACAUCCGAAUCGUUCACCUCCAUUUGGCACCAACGAUAGCCGAAUGUGAGAGGGCCUCAUUGACAAUAAUCGAUGGAUAUAAGCAUGAGAAUUUUGGAAACGAGAGGAAAGAGUCGACGUCGGAGACUUCGGAAGCAAAGUUUUGUGGAAGUCAACUGUAUUAUUCGGAGGAGGGAAUGAAGAGUUAUUUGUCAAGUGCAAAUCGGAUUGUGGUCAGAUUGGUGACACAGGAGGGACCAGCUAGUUCAAUGAUUGGAGAGGAGAGGAUCGGAUUUAAGGUUUGUAGAGGGGUCUAG
This is a messenger RNA of Caenorhabditis briggsae, 900 nucleotides long. Gene Ontology annotation, cellular component: plasma membrane. The record is from RefSeq and is a predicted model, not a curated record. The transcript has 4 exons. Lineage: Eukaryota; Metazoa; Nematoda; Chromadorea; Rhabditida; Rhabditidae. The coding region runs from base 1 to 900 and encodes 299 amino acids.